AUGCACGAAGCCGCCCUGGCGGCAGUGAAUCUCAGCCGACAAGAAAAUGCACAUCAGAAGGACAGCGGUCCCGACGCAGCCCGCGUCGCAGCCCAGGAUGCCUUUGAAUCAUUUCCGGAAGUCAGCAGCCAGCCCCCCGUGGAAGCCUCCAGGCCCAAGCCCAAAGCCGCAGCGGUGAAGACGUCGAGCGUCUGGGACACCGACAGCAACAGCAUUCCAGCGCCCACCGAGCUCCUCUUCGACCCUCUGCCCGAGGUCGCCCGGAAGGAAGUGUAUGCCACCUUCGACAGGGAGCACGGCGGGCGACACGACUGGGACUUCGAUGGCGACGAAGCGAAAUUGAAAGACGAAGACGGAGUUGGACCCAGCGUGCUCGUCAGUGCGGAGACGGCGUCCACGGGAAUCCUGCGAUGGUGCAUCAAGAGCCAGGGAGGCGACGAUCGCUUGAUCAUCGGCAUCAUCCCUGCGGAGGAAGCGGAAAAGGACAUGUUCCUGUACCGGAAGGGCGGCUACCACAUCAAGUACCGGAAGCGCGGCUACGGCAUCAAGUCUCUAGCGUCCGGUUGUGAUCAUCCCGAGUUUGACAUCUACAAGAAGUACAUCGAGGUGAUCGCAGACCUGGACACUCGAGUGGCCAAG
This is a messenger RNA of Symbiodinium sp. CCMP2456, 639 nucleotides long. The record is from the annotation of a GenBank genome assembly. NCBI's taxonomy places the organism in Eukaryota, Dinophyceae, Suessiales, Symbiodiniaceae.